GAAACCGACGUAUCACGAUGGAAAACUCGUAUCACGGUGGAAAACUCCAAAUGAAGUCAACUAUCAUAAAAAUCUGUCUAUUAAUACAUUCUUUUUAAGAGUAAAUUAGUGAUGUGAUUAAAUAAUACCUGUGAAGACAACAUAUUUGUUCGCCGGUCAUCUCCUUGAAGUGUCUCUUAUGGAUACACCUUCAAUUUCAUCAAUCCAUUCACAAACAUUAUUCAGAUCCGAUGAAACAUGUCGACCGGUGGCCACCCUCAGGCUCACUCCACAACCAGAUGGGAGGCAGCAAACUACCACUGGUGGCAGAGUCUUUUCAAACUCAUCGUCACCGCCGCCUUCAGCCAUGAUGUUCUAUAACUCAUCUAGGAACUGGACCUCCUACCUUACCUCCUCCGCACCUCUUAUUGUAUUUGAUUUCGAUGGACAUUUAUUCAGAUUCGUGAUAUGUUUUGUGGAGAUCGGAAACCAGAUCUGGUGGAUUGAUUUCGACUUCUAAUCUAGAUCCGGUGACUCAUGGAGGUGGAUGAAACCAGAUCUAGUGAUAAAAAACGAGAUCGGAAAGGAGAUGAGAAGGAGGCGACAAGGUAGUUUCCAGAGAGGUACCUUUCCGGCGAAGGAAGAUGAGUGGCAGAUGGAGUUGGUUUAGGAAGAGAAGAGACGAUCGGAGGUGGUUCGCGGCGGAAUUUCACGAAGAUUCGAAGCGGUGGUGCUCCGACGACGGUGGGUGGCGCUCCGCGACAGUAGGUGGCGGUCCGACGACGGUAGAUGGUGGUCUGAAAGUCUUGGUGGUGCACUGAAAUGUAAUAUUCUAAAAAAUGAAAAUACAACAUAGGGGCGAGGUACGUGGGG
Molecule: messenger RNA, 852 nt
Organism: Lactuca virosa
Lineage: Eukaryota; Viridiplantae; Streptophyta; Magnoliopsida; Asterales; Asteraceae
Source: the annotation of a GenBank genome assembly